AUGAAGUUCCGCGAUGGCAUGUGGUUGACGGCCGAAGGGGUAAGGGUCGAGUACGCAGAGGAAGUCUACAACAUCAAGAAGACAGACCGAGGAUUGAGUCUGCUAUGUCCCACCAAGAAGAUCAAGUCUCGAGGAGAUACUCUCAACUUGAGUACACUGACCAUAGACGUCGAAGCCCAAAGUGACGGCAUUAUAUCCAUCGAGACUACCCAUUGGGAUGGCGCAAUCAACAGAGGGCCUCACUUUGACCUGUACCCUGGUGGCAAGCCCAAGGUCGAAGCCCAGGUCACCGAGGGCGGCAAAGGAACCACUUUGACCUCGGGCUCUCUGGCUGCUACCAUACAGCCUGGGACGUUCGAUAUCAGUUUCGAUGCUGCAGAUGGCUCCAAGCAUCUCACCUCUCUUCUGAACAGGAGCGUCGGUCUUGCUUACAGCCCUGGCCCCACCAACCCGUUGCAGACCGGCGACAUGAGGGACUUUCAGCACUACAUCUUCACCCAGACGUCUCUGUCCGUGGGAGAGUCUGUCCACGGCCUUGGCGAGAGGUUCGGGGCCUUCAACAAGCUCGGCCAGUCCAUCACGCUGUGGAAUGCGGACGGCGGGACGUCCAGCGAUCAGGCUUACAAGAACGUGUCCUUCUGGCUGAGCAACCGUGGGUACGGCGUCUUCAUCGACCAUCCGGGCAAGGUCGAGCUGGAGGUCGGCAGCGAGCGUUGCGCGCGCGUUCAGACGAGCGUCGAGGGCCAGAGGCUCAAAUGGUACAUUAUCUACGGCAGGACGCCCAAGGAGGUCCUCUACCGGUACUCGACACUGAUGGGCAGGCCCGGCAGGGUGCCCUCGUGGAGCCUGGGCCUGUGGCUGAGCACGAGCUUCACGACCAAUUACGACGAGGCGACGGUCAACUCGUUCCUCGAGGGCAUGAAGGAGCGCGACAUCGCCGUCGACGUAUUCCACUACGACUGCUUCUGGAUGCCGGCCUUCAAGUGGACCGACUUCGUCUUCGACUCGGAGCGCUUCCCGGACCCCAAGGCCCAAAUCGGGCGGCUCAAGGCGUCCGGGCUGGUCAAGAAGGUGUGCGUGUGGAUCAACCCGUACAUUGCGCAGCACGGCGAGGCGUUCCGCGAGGGCGCCGAGAAGGGCUACUUCCUCAAGCGCAAGAACGGCGACAUCUGGCAGUGGGAUCUGUGGCAGGCGGGCAUGGCCCUCGUCGACUUCACCAACCCGGCCGCGUGCAAGUGGUACGCGGAGUGCCUCAACAAGCUCUUCGACCAGGGCGUCGACGCCAUCAAGACUGACUUUGGCGAGCGCAUCCCCUCGCGCGACGUCGCGUGGCACGACAGCUCGGUCGACCCGGAGAAGAUGCACAACUUCUACGCCUUCCUGUACAACAAGGUCGUGUACGAGGCGCUGGAGGCGCGGUACGGCGCCGGGCAGGCGGUGCUGUUCGCGCGCGCCGCCUGCGCCGGCACGCAGCGCUUCCCGCUGCAGUGGGGCGGGGACUGUGAGUCGACGCCCGAGGCCAUGGCCGAGUCGGUGCGCGGCGGCCUGGGCCUGGGUCUGGGCGGCUUCGCCUUCUGGAGCGUCGACAUCGGGGGGUUCGAGGGCUACCCGCCCGCCUGGGUGUACAAGCGCUGGGUCGCCUUUGGCCUGCUCUGCAGCCACUCGCGCCUGCACGGCAGCAGCUCGUACCGCGUCCCGUGGACCAUCGACGACGAUGACAGGGGCGAGGAGGGCUGCACCAGGACCCUGGCCAAGUGGACCGCACUGAAGAACAGGCUCAUGCCGUAUCUGUACGCACAGGCCGCCAAGGCGAUUGACGGCGGGCUGCCGCUGAGUCUGAGGGCGAUGUGUCUCGAGUUCCCUGACGACCCAACGGCUUGGUACUUGGACAGGCAAUUCAUGGUCGGUGAUAACCUGCUGGCGGCGCCCAUCUUUGAUGAGAGCGGCGAGGUAGAAUUCUACCUACCCAAGGGUAAGUGGACGUCGUUCUUCACCAACGAGGUGCGAACUGGGCCUGGUUGGUUCAGAGAGAAGCACGGCUUCGGAUCACUGCCGCUGUAUGUUAGGGAGAAUUCGAUCUUGCUACUUGGCAAGCAGGGUGUGAAGGGUGCGGUCUAUGAUUACGCCGAGGACUUGGAGGUCUGUUUGUAUGGCGUUAGUGAGGGCACCAAGGCCACAUUGUUGGACAAUGAAGGCAAAGAGCUGGGCACGAUAGGAGUGUCAGCCGAUGGUAAGUUGCAAGGUGAGGAUAUCCUCAAGGGCAAAACCACUGUGAGCAAGGACGGGAGGCAAAUCGACGAGUCUGCGAGCAACACGAUUAAGCUACUCACAUAG
Diaporthe amygdali is the source of this 2334-nucleotide messenger RNA. RefSeq lists its product as uncharacterized. Lineage: Eukaryota; Fungi; Ascomycota; Sordariomycetes; Diaporthales; Diaporthaceae. Bases 1 to 2334 code for a protein of 777 amino acids. The record is from RefSeq and is a predicted model, not a curated record. Gene Ontology annotation, biological process: carbohydrate metabolic process. The transcript is spliced from 2 exons. Gene Ontology annotation, molecular function: carbohydrate binding; hydrolase activity, hydrolyzing O-glycosyl compounds.